This is a messenger RNA of Cuscuta europaea, 1633 nucleotides long. The record is from the annotation of a GenBank genome assembly. NCBI's taxonomy places the organism in Eukaryota, Viridiplantae, Streptophyta, Magnoliopsida, Solanales, Convolvulaceae.
ACGCUCCCAGACACUACAAAAUCUUCAACACUCCUCUUAGACAGCCGUCCACCAUCGUCCUUCUCCGUCGUCAGCCGCUGUCCUUUGACGUCGAAGUCGCCACUCUUCUCCUGUUGACGUCAUCUUCUCCUUCAGCAAGAUGAGUGAACAAUCUCCUCGUUCCCACUCUUCCCCUAGCGGUGGUGGCUCAAAUUCACGACGGCCCUCAAGUGCGAACCUUGAUAUCAAUGAUGAUGUCAAUGAUGAUGGCGGACACGCCCAAACACCUCUAUUACAACAAUCUAAUGCCGGUGGAAGCACCUCGCAUGUACGUGGAGGUUCAUCAACCUCCCGUGCAGGUCCAUCUCGCCCUGCAUUUGCCCCCCAAACUGAAGCCGAACGCAACAAUGACGCUGCGUUUUGGGUGACACCUCAAUCGAUCCAUAGCGAUAAUGAGGUGUUGAAAAGAAUCAAGAUAAUAGUUGGUGGGCAUUUCACGGGCGAUUGGGCGACUUACAUGGAGGUUCCGGCGGCCACCCGUGAACUUUGGUGGUCGUUGUUCAAGUCCCAACAUCGAUGGAAUCAAUCGCAAAAUGAGGCUAUUCUCAAAGCAUAUAAUUCCAGAAUCUCAGCAUGGAUGAGACCCACUUUUAGGAACGCCCGAACUAGAGGUAAAAAGCCCGGAUUCCUUUCCGAUGAUGUUUGGGAGAACCUUGUUCGUCAUUGGUCUACGGAUCCCAUAUUUUUGAAGAGAAGCCAAGCCGGGAAGGAAAACCGGAAUUCUGAGAAAGCCAAGGAGUUACAAUGGCGCGGGGGCCGCAAACCCCAUGAUCAACAUAAAAAAGAUCUGGAAGGGUCGGGACCUGUGAAAAUGAAGGUCACAAAAUGGGCCCUAAUCAAACAUUGUUGGACGAAGGGUGAUGAGUCGCUGCCACCUCGCAUCUCUGAAAUUGAAAAGAAGUAUGAAAAAGAGAUAGAGAAGAAACGGGCCGAGCUAAGUAGCUCGGAUGACGAACUCGAUGAGCGUCAAGAUGAUGAGGCCAUUUUGGCAGCUGUUGGUGUUUACAAGGGCCGGGUUCCGUGCUUGGGUGCUGAAGGUGUACGGAUUUUGCACAACUCCAAAGGAGCUAGUUCAUCUUCUCGACCGGUGGAUGAUGAACGGGUUGCCCGCCUGGAGAAAAAAUUGGCGAAAGGACGGGAAGAGGGCCGGAGAAUAAGGGAGAGGUUGGAAGAGAUGGAACGCCAAAUGGAUCGAUUCAACACCACAUAUCGGCCUCCCAUGCAUAUAAUGCACCUUGAGAUGACCCCUCAAAUUCCCUUCAUGGGCGGUAUGGGUGGCAGUAUGGGUUUCCCUAGUUAUAACCAGUUGCCCGGCCCCUUUUCAUAUGGAUAUUAUUAUCAACCAUUUCAGACACGUGGAGGUCAAGGCGACCGAGGAGGCAACAGAGGACGCAGACGAGAAGACAGUCGUGGUGGCAGGCGACCCGAAGAGCCCGAAGAGCCCGAAGAGCCCGAUGAUAAUGAUGAUUCUUGACUGAUUUUGAUGACUAUACAAACUUGUAAUAAUUAGUUUAUUUUAAAUUUGAAUUUUUAUUAAAUUAUUGUGAUUGUAUGAAUUGUUUUUUCUAUUUAAUUAUUAUAUAAUGUUUAUUCA